Molecule: messenger RNA, 6966 nt
Organism: Vombatus ursinus (common wombat)
Lineage: Eukaryota; Metazoa; Chordata; Mammalia; Diprotodontia; Vombatidae
Gene: CACUL1
Product: CDK2 associated cullin domain 1
Exons: 10
Coding region: 30-1295 (421 amino acids)
Biological process (GO): ubiquitin-dependent protein catabolic process
Molecular function (GO): ubiquitin protein ligase binding
Source: RefSeq, a predicted model, not a curated record
GUGCUGCGAGGCACCCCGGGGCCGAAGGCAUGGAGGAGAGCAUGGAGGAGGAGGAGGGCGGCGGCGGCGGCGGCGGCUACGAGGCGAUGAUGGACGACCAGAACCACAACAACUGGGAGGCCGCCAUGGACGGUUACCGGCAGCAACCGCCGCCCCAACCGCCGCCCCCCUCCUCUUCUUCCUCCUCGCCCCGGGAGCCGCCGGGAGUGCAGCUGCUGGCCGUGGCGGCGGCGGCCUCGGAGAGGAAGGGCCCCAAGGAAGGGCUGGGGCCGCCGCCCGAGGCCAACGGGGUGACGAUGAUGAUGAUGAAGAGCUGCGACGCGGCCGCGGCCAAGGCGGCCACCGCCCCCACCCCUAGCGCCACCAUCAACAUCAAUACCUCCACCUCCAAGUUCUGUGAGUCCUCUCCCGACCCUCGGCGUCCCUCCGCCCUUUGUCCCGCGGAUCCCCCCUCCCACAGCCAGAGCUCGGUCGAUUACCUGCCUGGAGUGGCCGCCGUCCAUCGUCCAGAGAGCCCAAAGUUGGCACGAUCGUUAUCUCCCCGCUGGCAGCCACCCUCCCACGUAAUGAAUGUUAUAACUAUUGAAGAUUAUAAGAGCACAUACUGGCCAAAAUUGGAUGGUGCCAUAGAUCAGCUUUUAACUCAAAGUCCUGGUGACUAUAUCCCUAUAUCAUAUGAACAGAUAUACAGCUGUGUGUAUAAAUGUGUAUGCCAGCAGCAUUCGGAACAGAUGUAUAGUGAUCUGAUUAAAAAGAUAACUAACCACUUAGAGAGAGUCUCAAAGGAGCUGCAGGCCAGCCCUCCAGAACUCUAUAUUGAAAGAUUUAACUUAGCACUUGGACAAUAUAUGGGAGCAUUGCAGAGCAUUGUGCCUCUUUUCAUAUAUAUGAAUAAAUUUUACAUAGAAACCAAGCUUAACAGAGACUUAAAAGAUGAUCUUAUAAAGCUGUUUACGGAACAUGUUGCAGAAAAGCACAUUUACAGCCUAAUGCCUUUACUUUUAGAAGCCCAGUCAACACCAUUUCAAAUAACACCUUCAACUAUGGCAAAUAUUGUGAAAGGCCUGUAUACACUUAGACCAGAGUGGGUUCAGAUGGCACCAGCUUUAUUUUCUAAGUUCAUCCCAAACAUACUCCCACCUGCAGUGGAAUCAGAGCUUCAGCAAUAUGCAGCUCAAGAUCAGAAACUCCAGAGAGACCUUUUACAAAAUGGAUUUGCAAGAGGUGAUCAGUCACGUAAGAGAGCUGGAGAAGAAUUAGCUUAUAGUGUCCACAUAAGGACCAACUUUUCAUGAAAUUCAGACUGACUCCUGCAGAUGGCUCAUCAGCAUGUGCCAGUUCCAGAGGGUACAGAUAGUGAAUGUGUCCUGAAUGUGCUUUCAUUCCUAAAAGGAGACCCUGGAGGAGCUGGAAUUGUAUCCAGAGCACCAGCUUGGGCCCUGCUAAGACUCAGGAGCUCUGUCGCCAAGGUAGACUUGGAAGAGGAGGUUGGACUUCAUGCUUGGUUUUCUAAUUUUUCUUAAAAUGUCAGUUGCUGCUAGACCUGGGGAUAAUUUUGAGAGGUGACAAUCUUUCAACAAAUUUUAUUCACACCUUCUCUGAGGAACAGGUAUCUUGAGAAGCAUUACUCAGUGAAAAUUGGCAGCCCAAAUCAGCAGCUUCCUGCAAAAGACCAGAAGAAUCCUUUUUUGCACUUAUUUUUUGUUCAUUUGUGGACUGUUAAGUGUGUUGGUAUAUAUCAGUUUCAUAUGUCAAGAUAUCUUUUACUUAAAAAUCAUUACAAUACAGUAUUUUUUUGUCCAUAACCAAAACAAAAUCCCCUGUUUAAAGAGUUGGUCCUUUGUUUAGCAUUAGAAAGUGUGUUAAAAGAGAUUGCUAACUCUGUUUUGUCAUAAAUAUUCUGAAUUCUUAUUGGUUCUCUUUUUUCCACUGUGUGCCUUGAGCUUUGUGCACUUUGCAACAACUGAUUGCAAAUUCAGAGAUGCUUCCUGAAGAUGCUUGUGGUGUCAUAUACAAACCCAGGAAGGCGCUAACUGCUGCUCAGCUGGCAGGGUGCUCAUUGAGGGGGGAAAUUGUUAAUCUGUAGCAGAUUGGUCAGAUAUUCCAUCUGCUUUAAUAUGUGUGUGUUCAUAUUAGUGUUGGGGACCAACUCUUGGAGAAAUUUCCAUUCCCUUUAUCACUUAACCAUGAAUAUGUUAGCUGCUGCUGUGAUGGCAGUAAGUAAGUGAAUCUCAGAACACACACCACUUUUGUGUUUCUAGGGUUGUCAGAACAACUAUCACCUUUUAAAGUUCUGAAUUAGAUUUUGAAUCCAGAUAAAAUCAGUGGUGUAGGGUUCCUGAUACAUUUCUUUUUAAAUGGGUGAGAAAUGUACUUGACAAAACAAAGCAGUUUGACUCUAGCUUUUGGUAGCCAUAUCAUCCUGAUAGAGCUCAUUGGCAUGGCGGAGGUGGGGUUAGACCUACUUUGCUGUCACAAGGACCUUUCCCAGCAGAGGCAAAGGAGUAUUUUUUCUUCUACAUCCACAGUACUCUCUCUUGGCCAAAUUCUUUUAAGUUUAUCCCAGUUUAAAAGGAGGAGAAAAUUGCAAGAUGUGGCAGGAAAAAAAUUUCUCUUCUUUCCUUAAGUCCAAAUAGACUGUAUUGUUUUGUGUUACAGACUUCAGUUUUAUGUGGCUGUGUCAGCAUAACUUUUACCUCCUCAAAAAUUGUAGAGGUGGCAAAGAGGCCUUUAGGGGGACCCUUUGGAUUGGUCCACUCACUCCUGUUUUGAAGCCUUAUCUCAUGUAGCCUCCAUAAAUUCCAACUGGCUCUGUUUGGGAGGGAGUUAGGCAAUAAGACAUAGGGUUGAAAAGAAAGAUCCAGGGGAGCAAUUCAUCCUUUCAAAAGUAGCCUCCACUUUGGGAAAACUUGUUCCACUAGGAAAGCAAGAAUUGAAGAUGUUAUUGAGUUUUCCAGUUAGUUAGGAUCAGUGAUUAAGGAGAACCUUCCAGUCUUAUGGAGCACUUUGAGCAGGGUCCAUUUAACCAUCCAAGGAUCUAUAGGCUGUGGUAAUAGAUGUUGAAUUAUUGUAAAAUAUAUAUAUGUAUAUAUAUAUAUGUACAUGUACAGGAACAAAAUGUGACCUGAGAAAUUGAUUCGCUACAUCAGUAACAUUCUAAUUUAGAGUGUUGAAGAAUUCUUUCAUCAUGAAGUUAGAAUUUUACUUUGUUUAAUAAAAAGUUUGAUAUUGAGCUUGUAAAUAGUACACAGAACUGAAGUCUCACGUCUGAGAAGGUGGUUAUAACAAAUUUUCAUUCGGAAGUAAACUUCAUUGUCCUACAAGAGGGAAAAACUGAACAUUCCUCUUAAUGUAGAUGAAUGCAUAAGCACCCUAGCAGUAGUGAAAACCUUUUUCCACAAUGUAGCGUUCUUGCUUGUCCAGCAGUAUGUAUGAAUUUCCUUUGUAAGAAAAAAAAAUACUGUAUUAUGUUGUGAAUUGGCAUUAAAAUUUGUGUAUGUUUUUGCAUUAUUAAUUUAAUGCAGAGGUAUUUUUAUACUGUCUUCUAUGGUUUUAUUAUUGUGUGUGUUUUAACGUAAUAGAUAAUAGCCUACAUUUAGUUUUCUAAGUUUUACACUGUGAUUAAAGGCAUCUCCUUUCUGGGAGCUGGUACUGUAAAGCCACGAGGGUAAGGUAAGACAGAAUUGGUCAUUCUUCUGACGACAUAACUGGUUUUGCUUUGUAUAUUGUUCCCAAGCUCCACUCCACCCCUGAAACGAACUCAUCAAUAACAGAAAUACAAACUAUACUUUGGAACAUAUUUCUGUAUUAAUAUUAAAUGUUUUUUUUAAUUUGUUGAGUGAAACAAUGUGAUAUUUAAAUUUUAAGAUUAUGUACUGAAUUCUUAUUUGUAAUUUGCUGGCUUGAGAUAUGCUAAGUAACAGCAAAGUUUGCCAUGAGACUUAAGUAAAUAAUUGGGAUGGCGGAGGGGAGGCAAACAGAUUUGGGAUUUCUUUGAUGCUAUAGAACUGUAGGUGAGUAAAUGCCUCUCUGCCAGUGCAGGUUGGCUUCUUCUCUGCCUCAGUGGCCUAGAGCAGUGGUGUCAAACUCAAAUGGAAAUGAGCCACUAGAUCUUAUCUUCAGAUCCCUGUGGGCCUCAUAUUAACUCAGAAAACCACAUAUUAACAUUCUGUUCUAUUGUAGUUCUAUUUAUUUUGCUAAGUAUUUCCCAAUUACAUUUUAAUCUGGUUUGGGCUGCACAGUGGUCCUCAUGUUUGAUACCAAGAAGUUAAAGAACUUGUCUUAUAUCUCAUAGCUAGUCUAUAUCAGAGGUGUUACUCCAACCCAGGUCUUCAUCACUCUGAGGCUGACUAUUCCCUACAACAUGCUGACUUUGUAGAAAAUACUCACCAUGAAAAUGCUUUCUUGAAAUACUUUUUGCUUAUGUUUUUUAUCAGUACCACAUUAUUGCACAUGUCUGAUAAUCCUCCCUAAUUUUUGUGCCCUGGAUGAAAAAUAAUUGAAGGCAGAAGGCCUCAAAAAACCUUCAAACAGUGAUGUAACAGUUGGAUCAAAUUAAUGAAUUUUUUUUCAUAAAGAUUACUUGUUUUAAAGAUUUGCCUUCAGUUUUAAAGAUUUGAAUUUAGUACUAGCCUCAUCUUGCUAUCUUUCUGUCUCACCACUUUACCCUUACCCAGAAGGAAUUGUUUCCUAUUUUUCUUGUAGGAGUAAAAAACAAAAAUCUUGUCAGGAAACCUGAACUUUAGCAUAAGCUUCAACCAAAAAAUGUUUUAAAAUAUUUAUCUGGUGCAUACUUAAUUUUCUGUCAGUAAGUUUUACACAAUUGCUAUUCUUUCUAUCAUAACAUAUUUUGGGAAGGUAUGUUAAGAUCAGUUGAGAAAGGCGGUUUCUUCUCCCUUUGAAGGAGAGUAGAGAGUUUAUCCCUUUAGUCCUAGAACCUGAUUGAAUCAUGGUGCUAAGAUCUAAGGAGGUUUGUUUAAAAAAUAUUUAUGUGAUACAGGCUCCUCUGUAACAAUACUUUGUGAACAUAUGACCUUAGUAGUACAAAUAUAUAAAAUUUCCCUAUUUUAUCCCACGUAUGAGUCUCUUCUGUUGUAGUUUUGUAUGUAUUUGUUAUCCCUCAAUAAUACUUUGCACUCGGAUCAAGUAGCAGGCUCUUGUACUGACUGAAAAAGGAACAAAUCUUUCCCUCCUUUUUCACAUGAGUCCACUGACUUCCUUGUGAGAGGAGCAGCUGUGAUUGAAGAAACCCACUCAGCUUCUGCUUCUCUAAACUGAACAGUAGCUUUGCCUGUAGAUCUCUUACUCUUCUGUUUCAUUUUCUAUUCCCAUAUCAUAUGUUCCACAAAAAAACAAGACUGUAUUAUUGUUAUUAAGAUUGGCAGUAUGUCCUCCUUUUGUUUACUCUGCUGCAGAGAAAUUAAUUAUUUUAGUGAUUAUUGUGGGAGAGGCAUUGCCCUGAGGGCAUUGCCCUAAAAUUAAAAUAUUUUGUCUAAGUGCAGUUGCUAUUAAUAAUUCUAAAUGUUGGGUUAUGAGUACAAACUAAUCCAAGCUAUUAAAAGCCUUACCAUUAAAAUGAAAAAACACAAAAUCCACAUGGAACAUUUAGGACUGAUUUUUAUGGUCUCCUUUUUGAGCCUUUUGCUUGGUCUUUAACAAAGGAUAAUGAGACCCAGUCUUUCAAUAGCAAGUUUGAACAUAAGUAUAUUAUGUAUGGCUAGUGCCUAUAAGAAAACACAAGACUUUUUAGUGUUAAAUUAGCAAUUUUUAAUAAGAUUUCAUGUAAUUGUAGGAAGAAUUAGAGGAUACAAGAGCUCAUGGGAAAACAGCCUUCUUUAAAUCUUCAUUGUUCUGGCCACACCUUCUAGCUGUUACAUAUAUAAAAGGACUACCCUCUCUACUUCUCUUUUCUCCCCCCUGCCCCCCCAAUAUAAAAUAUUUAAAACACACCAGAAUCCUUUUUUAUAUACUGAGUUGAUUGAAAAAUGACUAUCAACUUCUGUCUUGUGUUUACAGAGUUUUCUGAAGAUAAAAUUAAUUAUUUCAGUGGUUCUCAAUUAAAAGGCAUAGGACUAAGUGUCCUCCCUUCCUCCCCCAAGAAAAGAUUUGCUGGAUGAUAUUGUGGGUGCCUAAUCCACAGUUAGUCUUCAUAUCUGUUCUUGGAGGACAGUAAAUAUAUUUAACAAAUCUCUUUAUUUUUAUUGGAUGGCUGUAAGAGGAUUAUUAAAGAAAAUGCCACAUCAAGAGUACAUAUUUUUAUGCAACACUCUUUCUCUUUUCAUAUGUAUAUAUUGCACACAUGCUGAUUUGAAAUUAUUUAAAUCUCUUUUGCUCAGACUUUUGUUUUUAAAAAACAAAUACAAAAAGCAAUUAUAAUGACUUACGAUUCUGAGAAACAAUAUAGAUCUGAGAUUAAUAAUUUAAAAAAAACUUAAAUUACUUUUCAUUCAUUACUUUAAUGUGAUGAAUAUGUAGCUAAUGCAGUAAGCCUCUAGACAUUCUUCCAUAAGUAUGUGCUGAGUUCAAAACAGGUAGUGAUUUAGUAGCAUUUACUGUUUGGCCAAUUAGCCAACAUUACAACCAUGAUAUUUUGAAGAAAUUAUUAGAAAUGUGGUUGCAAAGAACUGUGGUUGAGAAGCAGAAGUUCACUAGCACGAUACCCCCUGCACCAGCCAGGUCCAGGCAAGAGGCUUCUAUUACCUGCCUGCUGAAUCAUAAUAAUAGCAUUAGAGGAUCUUGUACAUAGUUCUUUUUUUUUUUUAAAUGUUAGCAUACCUGAUACUUCAUUUUCCCUGACAUUCAGAAGAGACCCUGUUAUAUUCCCUCAAGUUUGCCCUAAAACUUAUGCCAAAAUCUUUGCUGUGGUGUUUUACUUUACGGUAGGUCAUUACUUGUCUUUUCUGUAUUAGGAAAUAAUACUUUUCUUUCAUGAAUGUUAUUAUUGAUGAAAUAAAGCUUGUAAUGCUG